GCUGAGGACUGAGCAGCGAGUUCAGUAUUUAUUUCACAUCGCUAAGAGUUCGCAACGUUUAACGGACCUUACUUUGUACGUUUGAGAAUAUCACUUGAUCUUCAACAACUACAAAAACAAACCUAAAAAGAAGCAAUCAUGAGCUCCGCUGAGUACUAUCCAUUCAAGUGCACGCCCACCGUUUACCCCGCGGAUCCCUUCGAUCCCAUCGAGGAUGCCGCCAUUCUGCGCAAGGCCAUGAAGGGCUUCGGCACCGAUGAGAAGACCAUCAUUGAGAUCCUCGCCCGUCGCGGCAUCGUCCAGCGUCUGGAGAUCGCCGAGGCCUUUAAGACUGCCUAUGGCAAGGACUUGAUUUCGGACCUGAAGUCUGAGUUGGGCGGCAAGUUCGAGGAUGUGAUUGUGGCACUGAUGACGCCGCUGCCACAGUUUUACGCACAGGAGCUGCACGAUGCCAUCUCUGGCGUGGGCACCGAUGAGGAGGCCAUUAUUGAGAUACUGUGCACCCUGUCCAACUAUGGCAUCAAGACCAUUGCUCAGUUCUACGAGCAGAGCUUCGGCAAGUCCCUAGAGUCAGAUCUGAAGGGUGACACCAGCGGACACUUCAAGCGCCUGUGCGUCUCGUUGGUGCAGGGCAAUCGGGAUGAGAACCAGGGUGUUGAUGCGGCGGCCGCCAUUGCCGAUGCCCAGGCGUUGUACGAUGCCGGCGAGGGCAAGUGGGGCACAGAUGAGUCCACCUUUAACUCGAUUCUGAUCACCCGGCCGUAUCAGCAGCUGCGUCAGAUCUUAAUCGAAUACGAGAAUCUCACCGGAAAUGACAUCGAGUCGGCCAUCAAGCGUGAGUUCAGCGGCUCUGUUCAAAAGGGUUUCCUGGCCAUCGUCAAGUGCUGCAAGUCCAAGAUUGAUUACUUCUCUGAGCGUCUGCAUGACUCAAUGGCCGGUUUGGGCACCAAGGACAAGACGCUGAUACGUAUCAUUGUCAGCCGCUCCGAGAUCGAUCUGGGAGAUGUCAAGGAAGCAUUCCAAAACAAGUACGGCAAGAGCCUGGAAUCUUGGAUCAAGGGCGAUACAUCUGGCGAUUAUAAGCGUGCCCUAUUGGCUAUUGUUGGAUUCUAAAAAAUAUAACAGAAAUCAAAUGAGCCAACCAACAAUACAAAAAUAAUAAUUAAAAUCAUAUGAAAAAUAUAAAAAUAUUGUCACUGUCGUGUCUGUUCCAUGCCUUAAGCACAAACAUAUUGUACAAAAUUUGACUAUAUAAUAGUUGAAACGCAUAUACAUUAUAUUAUAGUAUGAUCGACUAAUGCAAAGUGGAACACAAAUUUUUACAAGCAACGCAGUGCAUUUAUUGAGGCCUACAGUCGCAUCACAUGUUAAUUAUUAUACAUAGUCCUAUGCACAUUCAUUGCACAUAGUUUUAUCUCGAUUUUAAAUAUAACUUUAUAUACUUAUAUACCUAUAUAUAUAUAUACGGCCGGCUCUAUAUGUAGCUUAUGGUU
Molecule: messenger RNA, 1493 nt
Organism: Drosophila hydei
Lineage: Eukaryota; Metazoa; Arthropoda; Insecta; Diptera; Drosophilidae
Product: annexin B9
Exons: 5
Coding region: 139-1113 (324 amino acids)
Cellular component (GO): cytoplasm
Molecular function (GO): calcium ion binding; calcium-dependent phospholipid binding
Source: RefSeq, a predicted model, not a curated record